AACUAGUCAAUUGAAACAAACAAAACACAAUGCAACCGAACACAAAGCUAACACAACUAUGCCAAAUCUUAAUGGUAACAAUAGUAUUUGCAUCAAAUGAAUCAUUUUGUACAUCCCUACCCGGCUGCAAAUCCACAUGUGGAGAUGUCGAAGUUCCAUAUCCAUUUGGUAUAUCGAAUUCAUCAAUACCAAAUCAAGGACCUUGUUUCAUAGAGUCGAAUGAAUCCAAAUUUAAUCUCACAUGUGAAAAUGACACAAAAUUAUUCUUGUGGAAUUUACCAGUUUCGAACAUAAGCUUCCUCGAAGGACAAAUUGAAAUUUCGACUUUGGUCUCCAUAUAUUGUGAUAGCAAUCAUUACAAUCAUCCCUAUCUAAAUAUUCCUGAUGGGUUCGUCAUAUCACCCAAAGAAAACAAGUUCAUAACAGUUGGUUGUGAUAAUUACGGUUAUCUCAACAGUGUUGACAACAACGAAAUAUAUUCGACCGGUUGCUUAACAAGAUGUCAUGGUAAUCGAAACAGAAUUCAAAACGGAACAUGUUCCGGUAUUGGUUGUUGUCAAGCUGAUAUUCCACCUAUGAUGAGGAAUAUAACUAUAGAAGCUUUUCGUUUUGAAAAUUCCACGGAAACUGUCGGGUGUGGCAAUUCAUUUAUUGUUAAAGAUGGAUCGUAUAAUUUUUUAGUUUCUCAUUUGGAUUAUUUUCCUUAUGCGAGGCUUCCAAUGAUUAUUGAUUGGAGUGUUGGAAGUAAAAAUUGUAAGGCUUCAAAGGGUGAAGAUGAUUAUGCUUGCAAAAAGAAUAGUGAUUGCUUUGAUGAGGAAAUUGAUUUUGGUUACCAAUGUAAAUGUAACAAAGGUUAUGACGGAAACCCUUAUCAUCCAGAUGGCUGCAAAGACAUCGACGAAUGCAAGACAUCAAAUAACACAUGCAUAAGUGAAAAACAUUGUCGCAACACCGAAGGGAGUUACGAAUGCUUUUGUCCAGAUGGACAAUCUGGAAAUGGAACAUUGGCAGGAGGGUGUAAUAGACGAGAUCUUAUUACUAAGAUUGCUAUUGGAACAAGUGCUGGACUCAUUGUCCUAUUUGUGUUGAUUUCAAUUCUAUACUUGACAUACCAAAAAAGGAAACUCAUCAAACUAAAGCAAAAAUUCUUUCAACAAAAUGGAGGUUCCAUUUUGCUACAACAACUAUCUACAAGAGAAGACACAUCGCAGUCGGCUCAAAUAUUCACGGAAGAGGAACUUAAGAAAGCAACCAAAAACUAUGACGAAAGCUUAAUUAUUGGUAGAGGAGGUUUUGGCACGGUUUUCAAAGGUAUUUUACCGGACAACAAAAUCGUCGCUGUAAAAAAAUCCAAAAUAAUAGACGCAGAUCAAAUAGAACAAUUCAUCAACGAAGUAGUUGUUUUGUCCCAAAUAAAUCAUAGGAAUGUCGUCAAACUCUUAGGAUGUUGUUUAGAGACCGAAGUUCCUUCCUUGGUUUAUGAAUUCGUUAGCAACGGUACACUUUUUGACUUCAUACAAAGUACUAAAGAUAAAGCAAAUAAUCCAACAUGGAAAACACGUUUAAGGAUAGCAGCUGAAACAGCUGGAGCUUUAUCGUAUCUACAUUCCGCUGCUUCAAUACCAAUUAUUCAUAGAGAUGUCAAAAGUACUAACAUUCUCUUGGAUGAUAAUUACACUGCAAAAGUUUCCGAUUUUGGAGCUUCAAGAUUGGUUCCACUUGAUCAAACCGAGAUAGCAACAAUGGUGCAAGGAACUCUUGGAUACUUAGAUCCGGAGUAUAUGCAAACACAUCAAUUAACCGAGAAAAGUGAUGUUUAUAGCUUUGGCGUAGUUCUUGCAGAGCUUUUAACAGGAGACAAACCUCUUACUUUUAAUCGCCCGGAAGAGAGCAUUAGUCUUUCUAUGCACUUUUUAUCUUGUUUAAAACAAGAUAAAAUCUUUGAAGCUAUUCAAGUUGGAGUUUUGAGUGAUGAUAACAAGAAGGAGAUUAAUGAGGUUGCUAUUCUUGCUGCAAGGUGUAUGAGACUAAGAGGCGAUGAAAGACCUAGUAUGAAGGAAGUGGCUAUGGAGUUGGAUGGUAUAAGGUUGGAGAAGCAUCCUUGGAAUGAUGCAGAACUAAAUUUUGAGGAGAGUCAACGCUUGCUUCAUGAAGCAUCUUGUAGCAUUUAUAAUGAAACUGGUGAUAGCUAUUAUCUUGGAAAUACUAUUGGGUUUGAUAGCUUGAGGGAUCAACCAUUGAUUGCCUAUGAUGAUGGAAGAUGAUUUGUGACAUGUCAAAAAAUAUAUACUCCUA
Messenger RNA from Trifolium pratense (red clover), 2295 nucleotides. RefSeq names its product putative wall-associated receptor kinase-like 16. Lineage: Eukaryota; Viridiplantae; Streptophyta; Magnoliopsida; Fabales; Fabaceae. Gene Ontology annotation, cellular component: plasma membrane. Bases 30 to 2264 code for a protein of 744 amino acids. The record is from RefSeq and is a predicted model, not a curated record. Gene Ontology annotation, biological process: cell surface receptor signaling pathway; protein phosphorylation. Gene Ontology annotation, molecular function: protein serine/threonine kinase activity; polysaccharide binding; calcium ion binding. The transcript has 3 exons.